AGGGACCCUCCAAACACCAGCGCUGGAAACCUUUUGAAAAUGACUCAGUUAAAUGUAGGUGCUCUUCAGAUCUUGGCCUGCAAGCUUUUGAAGUUCAUGAGUAUUUGAUAUUCGCAGUGACCUCAAGAGGGCGCAGAUACUCUGUAGUUGAAGGUGCUGCGUUAAAAGUUCCAUGGUACCCAAAAGUGUGUUACCUGAUAGACCAGCUGGACAUGUUACCAAUGUGUUGACAUUUAGUGCCAUGCUGAAAAAGUCCUGGAAGCAACGUUCAUGGAUGUUGUAGUUUAGCCUGCCAGAUGGGUGAGUUACUCAUAAUUGAGGAAAAGAACUACAAAUGACAUGUGCCCCUAAACUGCCCUGUGGCUUCUGCUCCCUACUGUUGUGAGUCUUGCCAGUGCAAUUGGCUCAUGCUGUCACUGCGAGUCGUUGGCAGAGUAAGAAACGGGUUGAGGGACUGGGGAUUCAGCUCAGCGGCAUAAGCGCCUGCCUUGCAGGCAGGCAGUCAUGAGUUCAAUCCCUGGUACCCAUAAAAACGAAAAAGACAAUUUAAAUAAACGGGUUGAGUGGGGCCGGCCAGCAACUAAUGCCAGGUCCAGUUCUGGGUUCUCAAGUAAGGGCCCGCGGUCAUCAGCCUACUGCAGUCUUCCAAAAACGAGAAUAUUGAGGCCAUGAGAAGGCCCUGGUGUACCUCCCUGGAGUCUGGGCCCCUGGUUUUGUUCUAGAAGUUGCCUCCAUCGUCACCGCUGCAGACUGGACCCAAAAGAACGUGGGCCGACCGGCACCGCAGUAAACCCCGUUCCCUCUAAUGGGACUAGUCAGGUUCUGUGCUUUAGCAAACAUCACUUAGGCGUCCACACGUUUUGUCGCAAGGAAAGUGAACCCCCAGCAAAGCUAACAAGCCACAGCGCUCACCGGAAAAAACCGCCUCUGCCAAAGUGGCCGCUGAGCCGGAAUUCUGGUGGGCGGUGCUACGUACGUCAUCAUUCGGCGCCGGGAUCCUGGGGAGCAGGCGUGCUAAGCGACCAUGCUGAGCCGGCUCCAGGAACUACGCAAGGAGGAGGAGACGCUGCUCCGGCUGAAGGCAGCCCUCCACGACCAGCUGAACCGCCUCAAGGUGAACCCGCCACCUUCCCUUGGACUUGCGCGACCGUCUCCCACGAACCCUGCCCUCCGGCGCGCUUGCUUCCCCGCUGCCGCUGCCUCCGAACUCGCCCGUCCCUCGCGGCCCCUAUCUGUUGAAGAAUUGGCCCUCCGGUCAAUGAUCAGCUCUACAGGGGAUGAUGGGAAGGUGUCUUCUCACCCGGCACCUGAACAGACACAGGAUGUGUUGGUGCAUGUUGACAAUGAAGCAUCCAUCAACCAGACGGCGCUGGAGUUGAGCAUGCGGCCAAAUAUGAUGGAGGAAGAGGAGGAAGAAGAGGAGGAAUCAGAUUCCUGACUGGGACAGGAGUCUGAAUUAAUUACGGAAAUUCAAUUUCAGGGUCACAGACACUUUCUUCAUAGAGAUCACCCUGCAUGGGCCUUCAGCCUACUUGAGAAGAACUAUGGGAGGAGGUGUGUGUUCAGACAGCUUCAGAGUGGCAUGUGUGACUCAAUGACAGAAUCUGGGCUGAGACUGCAGCUCCCUGGUAAGCGCCUACCUCACAUGUGUGAGGCUUGGGUUCAGUCCCUGGCAUUGAGGAGAAACUGGUGUGGGAAAGGAGAGAUAUGCUGUCUUAACACACAGCCAUUCGAUAGUACAGUGUAAUCUGGUGAGAUUCAGUGUUGCUUGUCACAGACAAAUGUCUUCUGAAAUACAACUGAGGAAGUCUGGCACUUGGAAAAAGAAGGGCUGGGCUGAAAAACAAACUGGCUUCCCAGGAAUAAUGCCUGUAUUAAGAAAAGCAGUCAAGGCCAGGGAUAUAGCUCAGCUGCACAGCACCUGCCUGGCAAGCACCACGGCGAAAGUUCAAUUCCUGGUACUGAAAAAAAAAAAAAAGAAAAAAACCAAGUGAGUUAGGGGGCACAGGCUGCCACCCCCACUCCUGACACACUGCUCCUAUGCUGCACAACCCGUGCUGGAAAAAGGUGCUUAAAUGAAUUACCGGUCAGCAGCUGUCCCGGAGCUUGCCGGCUUCCAGACACAGAGCAGCAAUUCUUCCUCCGAGUAUAACAGAAGGCUGCAGACCCACUUCUGACACAGGAGAAAUGUGCCAUUAAAGAAUAGAUGCAAAAAAAAAUAGAUGCCUAUGGAUGAGAGGUUGAGUUUUUGUAAUAAAGAGAUGACAGCUAUAAAGGAA
Molecule: messenger RNA, 2279 nt
Organism: Cavia porcellus (domestic guinea pig)
Lineage: Eukaryota; Metazoa; Chordata; Mammalia; Rodentia; Caviidae
Gene: Snapc5
Product: small nuclear RNA activating complex polypeptide 5
Exons: 3
Coding region: 1025-1438 (137 amino acids)
Biological process (GO): transcription initiation at RNA polymerase III promoter; transcription by RNA polymerase II
Cellular component (GO): nucleus
Source: RefSeq, a predicted model, not a curated record